GAGAGCAAACACCGCGGCUGCGCGCUUACCGCUGCGAGGAGUAGUGCACUGAACCGACGCACUCGCUAAAGCUCACAUAAUAAACCAGAAAAUAACUUUUAAUACUUCCGCCUUCAAAAUGGCUGAUCCGGCGCAAUCAAACAGCGAUGGAGAGGAGAGGAGCGCGCCGAUGAGAGGCUUCGCGCGGCAGGGCGCGCUGAGGCAGAAGAACGUCCACGAGGUGAAGAACCACAAAUUCAUCGCGCGCUUCUUCAAGCAGCCCACCUUCUGCAGCCACUGCACGGACUUCAUCUGGGGCUUUGGGAAGCAAGGAUUUCAGUGUCAAGUUUGCUGUUUUGUGGUACAUAAGCGAUGCCAUGAGUUUGUCACGUUCUCCUGUCCUGGAGCCGAUAAGGGUCCUGCCUCUGACGAUCCCCGCAGCAAGCACAAGUUCAAGGUGCACACAUACUCCAGCCCCACCUUCUGCGACCACUGUGGCUCCCUGCUGUACGGCCUCAUCCACCAGGGCAUGCGAUGCGACCACUGCAUGAUGAACAUCCAUAAGCGCUGUGUGGCCAAUGUGCCGAGCCUGUGUGGGACUGACCACACUGAGCGGAGAGGUCGUAUCCAGAUCACCGCCCAGAUCAAGAACAACGUGCUUACCGUUAGCAUUAAAGAGGCAAAGAACCUGGUGCCCAUGGAUCCAAACGGCCUGUCCGACCCGUACGUGAAACUGAAGCUGAUCCCAGACCCCAAGAGUGAGAGCAAACAGAAGACCAAGACCAUCAAGUGCUGCUUAAACCCCACGUGGAACGAAACCUUCACAUUUAAUCUGAAAGACUCCGACCGUGAUCGGAGGUUGUCAGUGGAGAUCUGGGACUGGGACCUAACCAGCAGGAAUGACUUCAUGGGAUCUCUCUCAUUUGGCAUCUCUGAGCUACAGAAGCAGAGCGUGGAUGGCUGGUUUAAGCUUCUGAGCCAGGAGGAGGGGGAAUACUUCAACGUUCCUGUCCCCCCCGAGGGAGAGGAGGGGAGUGAGGAGUUCAGACAGAAGUUUGAGAGAGCCAAGAUUGGUUCCAGCACCAAGAUCAUGGACAGCUCCUCCUCCUCCAUGUCCAAACUGGACAGUAACGGCGGUCAGGACCGUAUGAAGCUCUCUGACUUUAACUUCCUCAUGGUCCUGGGGAAGGGCAGCUUUGGCAAGGUGAUGCUGGCUGAGAGGAAAGGCACAGACGAGCUGUUUGCUAUUAAGAUCCUGAAGAAGGACGUGGUCAUUCAGGACGACGACGUGGAGUGCACCAUGGUGGAGAAGAGAGUUCUGGCACUGUCAGGGAAACCGCCGUUCCUCACCCAGCUGCACUCCUGCUUCCAGACCAUGGACCGACUGUACUUUGUUAUGGAAUAUAUUAAUGGAGGAGACCUGAUGUACCAGAUCCAGCAAGUCGGCAAGUUCAAGGAGCCCCAUGCUGUGUUCUAUGCUGCAGAGAUCGCCAUAGGAUUAUUCUUUUUGCACCUAAAGGGAAUUAUCUACAGGGAUCUGAAGUUGGAUAAUGUCAUGCUGGAUGCGGAGGGUCAUAUUAAGAUCGCUGAUUUUGGCAUGUGUAAGGAGAAUAUGGUCGAUGGCGUGACCACUAAAACCUUCUGCGGCACUCCUGACUACAUUGCUCCAGAGAUUAUUGCGUACCAACCCUAUGGGAAGUCUGUGGACUGGUGGGCUUUUGGAGUGCUGCUGUAUGAGAUGUUGGCAGGGCAGCCUCCGUUCGAUGGUGAGGACGAGGAUGAGCUGUUCCAGUCCAUCAUGGAGCAUCAUGUGUCCUACCCCAAGUCCAUGUCUAAAGAGGCUGUGGCCAUCUGUAAAGGGUUGAUGACUAAACACCCUGGGAAACGCCUGGGAUGUGGCCCUGAAGGGGAACGUGAUAUCCGGGAGCACGGAUUCUUCCGCUACAUGGACUGGGAGAAACUGGAGAACAAAGAGGUCCAACCCCCAUUCAAACCCAGAGCUUGUGGCCGGGAAGCUGAGAACUUUGAUCGCUUUUUCACACGUCACCCUCCGGUUCUCACUCCUCCAGACCAGGAGGUCAUCAUGAACCUCGACCAGGACGAGUUCCAGGGCUUCUCCUUCAUAAACCCUAAAUACCCCACCUUAAACCCACAAUAACCAACAUAAUACCCUUAAAUACCCCACAAUAAACCCUAAAUACCCCACCUUAAACCCACAAUAACCCACAUAAUACCCUUAAAUACCCCACAAUAAACCCUAAAUACCCCACCUUAAACCCACAAUAACCAACAUAAUACCCUUAAAUACCCCACAAUAAACCCUAAAUACCCCACCUUAAACCCACAAUAACCAACAUAAUACCCUUAAAUACCCCACAAUAAACCCUAAAUACCCCACCUUAAACCCACAAUAACCCACAUAAUACCCUUAAAUACCCCACAAUAAACCCUAAAUACCCCACCUUAAACCCACAAUAACCAACAUAAUACCCUUAAAUACCCCACAAUAAACCCUAAAUACCCUAACUUAAACCCACAAUAACCCACAUAAUACCCUUAAAUACCCCACAAUAAACCCAAAAAACUGCACCUUAAACCCACAAUAGCCCACAUAAUACCCUUAAAUACCCCACAAUGAACCCUAAAUACCCCUCCAUAAACCCACAAUAGCCCACAUAAUACCCUCAAAUACACCACAAGGAACCCUAAAUACCUCACCUUAAACCCAUAAUAGCCCACAUAAUACCCUUAAAUACCCCACAAUAAACCCUAAAUACCCCCACCUUAAACCCACAAUCGCCCACAUAAUACCCUCAAAUACCCCACAAUGAAUCCUAAAUACCCCUCCAUAAACCCACAAUAGCCCACAUAAUACCCUCAAAUACACCACAGUUAACCCUAAAUACCCCUCCAUAAACCCACAAUAGCCUACAUAAUACCCUUAAAUACCCCACAAUGAAUCCUAAAUACCCCUCCAUAAACCCACAAUAGCCCACAUAAUACCCUUAAAUACCCCACCAUAAAUCCCCUCAGUUCAGUGCCCGAACCAUAACCCCCCAGUUCCCCCUAUGGUGGCCCAGAGAUAAGGGUGACCAUCAGACUAAAGCCACCCGUUCUGUGUGUCAUCGUCAGCCCAUCCUUACUCAUCUCAGUUAGAGUUUGUCCACCACAAGCCGCAUGGCUGAGGUGCACAUGGACACAAUCAGCUGUCCAGCAGACCUUAACCAGCUCAGUAUGUAGAUGCAUGCGAAACUCCGAUAUAAUAGCCUAUUAGUCUAAAGUUUGGAAUGUUACUUUAAUAACUUACUGAAUGUCUCUGCAUCUUUGACUCCAGUGGCUUUUCAAUCACUGGCUUUAUUUUUGCUGUCUUAUCCUGGACUCCGCCGCCCAGUAACCCCCCGUAGUCCCGUAGUCGGCGUGGGUAUGGCUCCAGGAUCCAGACACCAGCUCUUAGGUGCAUGACUGAGUCCCUGCUUCGCUGCACAUUGGCUCAUGGCAUCUCCUUUUUUCUGCAUUCCUGACAGUGAUGUUGUGGUUUUAUUUCUCAGUCCAUUUCCUGUUUUGUUUGCCUCUCAAAAGGAGUAUAAUCUAUGAAAUGGUUUUGCAUGAGUUCUCCUUUCACUGCAAGUCCAACAUGUUGUGUUCACAAGUAGUCCAGCACCUUUUCAGUGAUCCACAGACCUUUACUGCUCACGGACUUGCUUUGUACAGACUGGCAUUUUCUCGUUUCCCUUAAAGCAUGUGUAACAGUAAUGCACAUUCGAACGGCGCUUGCCUGGUAAUGCCUGUACGUUGUGGUAAUCUGUGGUUUUCCGUACUCCUUCUCAAAGCCUCAGGCUUCCACAAAGUCACCACACACACACAGUGGGCUUCCUCUCCGGAACUCUUUAGGGUUUUUCCGGGUGAAAACCUUCUGAGAGUCAGCUAGGAUAGUCCACAGGUAUCAUUAUCGUAUUCCGUAAUGACUGCCUCCUCCUGGAGAAUGAGAGUGGGUAAGAGUCUGUGGUGGACAGACCCACCACAGAAAGCAAACCUUAGAUACAAAACACAUUAGGUAAGACCUGAUGUUGAAUCAUGUAGAGAACUGUGGGACACUGUUGGUCCAUCUUCUACUAUAAUCACAGUGCAGUUCAUGAGUGUUGUUGUGUCAGCACCUUUUCUCCUCUACUGAAAGGAGUGAAAUGUAAUGGGAGUGGUAAGGGAGCGGGAGCACACUGGGGCUGUGUCUGUGACUGGGGCUGUGUUUGUGUCUCUGUCUGUGACUGGGGCUGUGUUUGUGUCUGCCUGUG
Electrophorus electricus (electric eel) is the source of this 4268-nucleotide messenger RNA. It is a transcript of the gene prkcbb, whose product is annotated as protein kinase C, beta b. Gene Ontology annotation, biological process: protein phosphorylation. NCBI's taxonomy places the organism in Eukaryota, Metazoa, Chordata, Actinopteri, Gymnotiformes, Gymnotidae. The record is from RefSeq and is a predicted model, not a curated record. Gene Ontology annotation, molecular function: diacylglycerol-dependent serine/threonine kinase activity; ATP binding; zinc ion binding.